AUGAAUCCUGGAACCUCACGGCACGAACAGAGCUCAACUCUACAGCAAAUCUUGAUUGCCGAUUACAGAAAAAAUCCACUGACACGAACAGGGAAAAUAACCGAAUCAUCUCAAGAAAAGCGAAAGGUUGUUGGACAUUCGUUCGGCCAGCCGUACCUCGACACAAAAUGCGAAUCGGAACAAAGUAUGGGAACCGAGAGAGUGGGCCCACCCAAACACUCACAUAGUGUCCAGAAGCCUCGACUCGGGAUUAAUAGAUCACUUGAUGGUGAUGGUGAUAAUUUUGAUGAUGAUAAUGAGCUCGUCAAGUACAUGUCAAAUUUACCUGCCUUUCUCCAGCACAUGGAGAAGGGACGUAGUAACGUUCAAGACAAGGCGCUGAAUUUUGGUGUGCUCGACUGGAAGCUUCUGGAGAAAUGGAAGUAUAACGAGCGCAUGCCCACUGGGAAAUAUCCUCAAAAGGGAUCAUCAUCAAGCAGCAAUAUUCGGAUAGGCCGAGACCCGAUAAAGCAGUCAUCUUUCUCACAUGGUUCUCGAUUUGGUUCGCCCAAGGAAGAAAGAAAUGUGAGUCAUCAUCACCAGGGUGAAAAAUAUGUUGAGCUCGUUCGGUCUAAUAGAGGAAAAGAAACAUGCAAUCGAGAAUAUCGAGCUGACCAUUUUCAUCAGAGAGCCAAGUCUUAUGGGGAGACAAAUGUGUGUAGCAGCAAGAGGAAAGAUUUAAAGAAGGAGAUUUUGUCAAAAGAAGAAACUUUACAAAGCAAUAGUUAUUAUGCUCAUGGGAAAAGGAAGGUGACGAGGUCUGGUGAAAUAAAAUUAAAGCCGAGUCAUUUCGAAAGAGAUGAAUCUAAGACAUCUCUUGAUGAUGUGCAAUCAGCAGAAAUGGUGGGGACUCGAUUAUCUGAUUUUUUCUAUCCUCAAGAGCUGAAAUCUGGUGAAAUUAACCUGAGUGCAUCAGAAAGUAAACAUUCAUUGGCACAUGAAGAAAACGUUAGCAGCCCAUCUUCUUUUCUCGAGUCGUCUUCUGAUAAAAAUCAACAAACCGAAUAUGCUAAAACUCUCGCUCCAAAAGAAAGUCCCCCCUCACCCACCCGUCGUUUUAGCUUCCACUUGGGGAGGAUGAGCAAAAGUCUUAGCUUCAAAGAUAACUCUGCAGUACCUCAAUUGAGUUCAGAAUACACGAGCAUCAAAUCCGGCCCGGUGAGGCCCAAAACCUCCUCUGGCCCAGAUAAUAAUAAUAAACUCAAAAGUGACUGCAGCCGAGCGAGAUCCAGCCCGUUGAGAAGAUUGCUGGACCCACUGCUGAAGCACAAAGUGAACCACCCAGCCGAGCCCGUUUCCAUAGGCCUGUCUCAAGAUCGGAAGCCCGAGAGACCCACUACCACUACUUUAUUAGCUCUUCUGCAGAUAACUUUGAAAAACGGGCUUCCUUUUUUUAAACUAGUGGUCAACAGUAGCAAUGAGAUGUUAGCUGCUACAGUGAAGAGGCUGCCGGUAUAUGGGAAAACCAAUUCUUGCAUGAUGUACGUGUUCUAUUCCGUUCACGAGGUUAAGACGAAAAAGGGCAUAAGCUGGAUUAAUCAAGGCUCGAAGAGUAAUAAAAAAAGCUGCAAUCUUGGAUACAACAUUGUUGGGGAGAUGAAAAUUUCGAGCUCGAGCGAAUGCGGUUCGAAGGAAUGCGUACUUUACUGUGUUGAGAAUGAACCUGAAAAGGAACUUGCUGCUGUUAUUGUUGGGAAAACAGGUAAACAGACGGAGCGUGAGGAAAACAAUAUGAACGAUAAUGGUGGCACUGUUGUAAUUCUUCCGGGUGGAGUUCAUGGCUUGCCGAAUGAAGGUUUUUUACCCUCGUCGUUGAUUAGCAGAUGGAGAUUCGGAGGGUCGUGUGAUUGUGGAGGAUGGGAUAUUGGCUGCACGCUUCGUGUACUCGUUGACUGUAAAAAAACAAGUAGCCAUUGUCUUCAAUCAUCAGAACCGAGCUCUAGUAUCGAUUACAUCAAUCUUUACUCAGAGGGUGGAGAAAAAGGGAGCAAGCCUGUUUUCACAAUGAAGCCAUUUAGCAAUGGGUAUUAUUCAAUCGAGCUCGAUGCAUCGAUUUCUUUGCUGGAGGCAUUUGCCACUUGUGUUGCGCACGUGACCUGUUUGAAAUUCGCUGAACUUACGGAUGCGAAAAGCUCGGGUUCUCAAUAUUUACCCGAGGCAUUAUUAGCCGAAGCUGACAAAAGGAAAACAACAACUGUUACAUGCCCGCCAUUAUCUCCUGCCGGAAGGAUUUAA
Messenger RNA from Striga hermonthica, 2274 nucleotides. Lineage: Eukaryota; Viridiplantae; Streptophyta; Magnoliopsida; Lamiales; Orobanchaceae. The record is from the annotation of a GenBank genome assembly.